Messenger RNA from Bradysia coprophila, 2652 nucleotides. RefSeq names its product glycogen [starch] synthase (gene GlyS). The record is from RefSeq and is a predicted model, not a curated record. Gene Ontology annotation, molecular function: alpha-1,4-glucan glucosyltransferase (UDP-glucose donor) activity. Gene Ontology annotation, biological process: glycogen biosynthetic process. Gene Ontology annotation, cellular component: cytoplasm. Lineage: Eukaryota; Metazoa; Arthropoda; Insecta; Diptera; Sciaridae.
UAUAUUCUAUGUAUUCUCGCACAUGAACCAUCAUUUCUCUUUACUUUAAUUUUGCCGCGGCAGUGUGUUGACUCGAGUGAGAUUAGUGUGUACGAAAGUAAAAGAAGAAAUUUUCUGCCCAAAAGGAGAUUGUCGGUGAAUAAAAAAAAUCGCACACUGCAUUCAGCUGCGAAUCCGUCAUUGUUGUCUUGUACAAACUUUACCGGAAUUUUAAACUAAUUUUUAUCGAGUAGAUAAACAUCAAAUUUUUGGUAUAGAACAGCAAAACUGUGUAAUUAAUUCAAAUUUGAUAUUGUUUUAAGGUUAGACACUGACCUUAAUUUGACAUUGAUUUUGAGCAAAAGAUUACAGUAACAGAAAUAUGAACCGACGAUUCUCACGGGCAGAGUCCAAAAGUGAUCUGUUGGAAUUUUUGGACCGAGGACAUUCAGCAAACCGAGAAAACCGAUGGACAUUCGAAGUGGCGUGGGAAGCAGCAAAUAAAGUUGGUGGAAUUUACACUGUAAUACGAUCGAAGGCGUUUGUUUCAACAGAAGAACUAGGAGAAUUUUACUGUUUAUUCGGACCAUACAAAGAGCUUAGCGUCAGAACAGAAGUUGAAGAAUGCGAAUUUCCUCAUGAUAAUCCGCUACAAGGAGCUGUUAACGCACUUCGAUCGCAAGGAUAUAAAAUUCACACUGGAAGAUGGUUGGUCGAUGGUAACCCUCAAAUAAUUCUCUUUGACAUUGGAUCGGCAGCUUGGAAAUUAGAUCAAUUCAAAAAAGAUUUGUGGGACUCCUGCAAUAUUGGUGUUCCACAUCUGGACAUUGAAACCAACGAUGCAAUCAUCCUUGGUUAUAUGAUCAGUGAUUUUCUGAUAGAAUUUAAACGGUGCCUAGGUCAAUACACUGAAGAGAAUGGCUAUGGACCUCCCAGGAUCGUUGCACAAUUCCAUGAAUGGCAGGCUGGAGUCGCUCUUAUCGUCCUCCGAACACGGCAAAUUGACAUAGCAACUGUUUUCACCACGCAUGCCACACUACUCGGUCGAUAUCUAUGUGCCGGAAAUACUGACUUUUACAACAAUUUGGACAAGUUUUCUGUAGACGAAGAAGCGGGUAAAAGGCAAAUUUACCAUCGAUACUGCUUGGAACGGGCAGCUACUCAUUUAUGUCAUGUAUUCACCACGGUGAGCGAAAUCACCGGAUACGAAGCGGAGCACUUGCUCAAAAGGAAACCGGAUAUUAUAACACCCAAUGGGUUGAAUGUGAAGAAGUUUUCGGCCAUUCAUGAGUUUCAAAAUCUACAUGCGGUUGCAAAAGAGAAAAUCCACGAGUUUACGCGAGGACAUUUUUAUGGUCAUUUCGAUUUCGACUUAGACAAAACGUUGUAUUUGUUCAUUGCUGGCAGAUACGAAUUUGGUAACAAGGGUGCGGAUGUGUUCAUUGAAUCGUUGGCUAGACUAAAUCAUCACCUUAAGUCUCAAUUGCCGGAUGUGACUGUAGUCGCCUUUCUAAUUUUCCCAACCAAAACAAAUAAUUUCAAUGUGGAAUCUCUUCGAGGCCAUGCUGUAACCAAGCAGCUUCGUGACACAAUCAGUAAUGUGCAACAAGAAAUCGGUAGACGCAUGUUCGACACCUGCUUGAAUGGAAGACUACCUUCCUCAUCGGAACUGCUGACAAAAGAAGAUGUCGUAAAGGUGAAACGAUGCCUAUAUGCCCUACAGAGAGAUGGACUUCCACCCAUAACUACUCACAACGUUGUAGACGAUUGGAACGAUCCCGUGUUGUCAUCAAUCCGUAGAUGCAAAUUGUUCAACACCAUACACGAUCGUGUCAAAGUAGUUUUCCAUCCCGAAUUCUUGUCGUCAACGAAUCCACUUUUCGGUCUGGACUAUGAAGAGUUCGUGAGAGGUUGUCACUUGGGCGUGUUUCCAUCUUACUACGAGCCGUGGGGCUACACUCCAGCCGAAUGCACUGUUAUGGGAAUUCCUAGUGUAACGACAAAUUUGUCAGGAUUUGGAUGCUUUAUGGAGCAGCAAAUUGACGAUCCGAAAUCGUACGGGAUUUAUAUUGUUGAUCGGCGGUACAUUGGUUUGGACGACAGUAUAAAUCAAUUGUCAAAUUUUAUGUUUGACUUUGCGAAAAUGUCGCGCCGCCAACGAAUCAUUCAACGUAAUCGCACGGAACGAUUAAGUGAUUUAUUGGACUGGAGGAAUUUAGGCAUCUAUUAUCGCGACGCUCGCAUUAAGGCUCUGCAGGCGGUCUAUCCAGACUAUGUCGAUGAGAAUGGAGAUUAUCUUUUGCAACGGAACAGCUUGAAAUAUCCGAGACCAUUAUCGGCCCCGCCAAGUCCACGCAAUUCUCGGCACACGACACCAGCUGCGUCGAUACACGGUUCAGAUAGUGAGGAGGACUCAAUUGAUGAAGAAUUGGAGCGUCAAGAACUUGGACUGAAUGAUAAUCACUGAGGGAAAAUGUCUAUUUUGUUAUAAUUUUAUUAGUGAAAAUUGUUCCACAUUUGUGUGUGCCAUAUGAUUGAACGAUAUUUUUAUUUCAUUGUAAUUAUUGUAAUAAUUUCGGCAAACUGUAACGCUCUUUUACGACAGUUGGGCCGAUUUAAUUUUCUUGGAGUAAAUCAGUUUCAUUUAAGAAAUAAAUUUUUAAUCGCAAGACA